Messenger RNA from Sander lucioperca (pikeperch), 1308 nucleotides. RefSeq names its product oligodendrocyte transcription factor 4 (gene olig4). NCBI's taxonomy places the organism in Eukaryota, Metazoa, Chordata, Actinopteri, Perciformes, Percidae. Gene Ontology annotation, molecular function: protein dimerization activity. Bases 209 to 949 code for a protein of 246 amino acids. The record is from RefSeq and is a predicted model, not a curated record. The transcript has a single exon.
CACUCCUGUGGACAGGACUGAUCAUCAGACUGAACAGCGCAACUCGGAGAGAAGUGAGACUGUGGUGACACUACAGGGAACUGGAACAACUUGAAAGCAGAAAACUAGGAGGCAUCUGUAGUAUUUAAACUCAAGCUCCCAGCAUUCAGGCUAGUAUUUUUGGUCGAUUAUUUUGAUUUGUGUCCCACUUUAAGCUGCUUCAACUGAGAUGGAUUCCGACUCUGGCUCCACCUGCAGCCGCUCUGUAUCCCCAGACCUGGUGGUGGACGACUCUCCCAGGAGCUUCUUCUCCAACAAGAUGUUCCAACAAUACUGCCAAGAAAACAGAGCAGACAGCGAGGCCGGCCAGGGCAGGACGGAGCGCUGCAGUGGGGGCGGUAAGACCAAGACCAGGUCUGAGCUCAACAACAACGAGGUGCAAGACCUGAGACUAAAGGUCAACAGUCGGGAGAGGAAAAGGAUGCAUGAUCUGAACCAGGCGAUGGACAGCCUGAGAGAGGUUAUGCCCUAUGCUCAUGGACCUUCAGUCCGUAAGCUGUCAAAAAUCUCCACUUUGCUGUUGGCUCGCAACUACAUCCUCAUGCUGUCCAGCUCCUUGGACGAGAUGAAAAAGUUGGUGGGGGAUGUUUAUGGAGGCAGUGCUGCUGCCCAGAGCCGCACUACUGCUCCCCACCUCCCUCUGCAUCCUCUGGCCCAGUCUCUGCACUCUCUGGUGGCCAACACGCCUUCAGCUCUCCAGCAUCACUCACCUUCUCCGGCUACAGCCCUGCACUCCCCUCCAUCUGCCAGCUUCUUGAGUUUUCACGCUCCAGUCCAGGGCCUUCUGAAGGACCCCCUCCACCUGGCCAGCUCCUACAGGCACUUCCCCGGCAUGCCCUGCCCCUGCUCACUCUGCCAACCUUUGCCCACCACUACCUCCACAUUACACAGCCUGGCUAUGACCAAGUGAGCAGGACACUCUUAAAAAAACUGACCUCUACUGUUUGGAUCAUUGCAAUGAACCAAGCAGCUCACAGAAGAUUGUUAAAGGAACUGCUAAAAUAAUGGCUGGUGCCAGAGCUUGUACAUACUGUAUAUAUAUCUUCUGCCAUGCAAACUGCUGCUAUUUUUGAUCAACUGUCUCUUCUGCAUUGUUUAUACAAGAAAUAUAUAUAAAUAUUCUAAAUACACGCAGGAUUUUACCAGAGUAGCAAAUAUUGUAAUUUAUCUGAUAUUUGUGGUGAUGAAACAUUGUCAGAAAUGGAACUGGUGUAUCCUAUUGUGCAGGAUUUCUAUUUUCCCUAAAUUAAAAUUUUGUUAUAAUAAAAA